AUGGAUUACACCCAGUACCACGCCCUGGGCCACGGCGAGCCCCUCGACCCCAACGAUCCCAACAAGACUUCCGCCCCGGCUGCGCCUCAGUUCCAGACCCCCGUGCCUCCUUCGCCGUAUGCCCCCCAAGGCGCUUAUGGCGCUCCUCAGUACGGCCACCAAGCUCCCAUGGCCAUGCCGCCUCCGUCCACUCCCGGCUACGGCCCGCCGCAGGGCCAAAGCUAUCCCGGGUCUCCGAUGCCGUCGCAAGAUGCUGGCCUGGCGGCGCAGUUUGGGGGGAUGAACCUGGCGGCGGAUGCGGGAGGUGCUGCCGCAAGGAAGAAGAAGAAGGACAGGCAUGCGUACCAUAGCGUGGAGCCGACUGGCUCGUCACAAGCCUUCAAUGGCAUGCCGCCGGGGACGCCUGCCGAGCAGUUCCUCAAUGUCAACAACCCGCAGGGCAUUCCGGCUCUGGGGCAGUUUGGAAGUCCUCUGGCUAGCCCCCUGGGCACGCCUCAGAUGGCCAAUCCCAGCCAGUUCCCAGCGCCCGCCUCUCCAUUCACCCCCUCGGCCCCCGUAUCGCAAGCCGAAUUCGCAUCGAGGUUUGGCUCUGGCCCCACCGCUGCUGCUACACCUAUAGGCGCAGUUGGUGCCAGCCAAGUCUCAGCAGACGACAUGCCAAGCAUACCAGCUGCCAGGGACUCGAUCCAGGAGCACUUCAAUAAGAACGUAUACCCGACAUUUGAGCGCCAUGUUCCUCCUCCUGCAACAGUUUCGUUUGUUGCUUUCGACCAGGGCAAUGCCUCUCCCAAAUAUACCCGACUCACACUAAACAACAUCCCAACAACAUCCGAGGGCCUACACGCAACUGGCUUGCCCCUGGGCAUGCUCAUUCAGCCUUUGGCUCCCCUUCAGGCUGGAGAGGCAGAAAUUCCUGUUCUUGACUUUGGAGAGGCCGGCCCGCCACGCUGUCGAAGAUGCCGGGCUUACAUCAACCCUUUUAUGAUGUUCCGAUCGGGCGGCAACAAGUUUGUGUGCAACCUUUGCUCAUACCCCAACGAUACGCCGCCAGAGUAUUUCUGCGCCAUCAGCCCUCAAGGAGUGCGCCUGGAUAGGGAUCAACGUGCGGAACUUCACCGCGGCACAGUUGAGUUCGUUGUUCCCAAGGAGUACUGGACCAGGGAGCCUGUCGGCCUUCGAUGGCUUUUUGUUAUCGAUGUCACCCAGGAGUCGUAUAACAAGGGCUUCAUGGAGACGUUCUGUGAAGGCAUUCUUGCGGCCCUGUAUGGAGGCGAUGACGAAGGAAAAGAUGAAAACAGUGAGCCAAAGCGAAGGAUACCCGAGGGAGCCAAGGUUGGCUUCAUCACAUACGACAAGGACAUUCACUUUUAUAACAUCAACCCGAAUCUGGAUCAGGCGCAUAUGAUGAUCAUGCCCGACUUGGAGGACCCAUUCCUUCCCCUCGGCGAGGGACUCUUCGUCGACCCGUAUGAGUCAAAGGCUGUCAUCACCUCUCUCUUAACCCGCCUUCCCGAGAUGUUUUCCGAUAUCAAAAAUCCCGAGCCCGCCCUGCUUGCUACCCUCAACGCCGCUGUAGCUGCGCUAGAGGCAACGGGAGGUAAAGUGAUAUGCUCUGGCUCGAGCUUAUCAACCUGGGGUCCUGGUCGAUUGUUCAUGCGUGAUGACGGCAACCAUCCUGGCGGCGAGAUGGAUAAGAAGCUGUACACGACAGAGCACCCUGCUUGGAAGAAGGUAUCUGAGAAGAUGGCCUCGUCCGGAAUUGGUGUCGACUUCUUCCUUGCUGCGCCGUCUGGCGGCUACCUGGACAUUGCCACCGUAGGACAUGUUGCUGCCACAACCGGUGGCGAGACCUUUUACUUCCCUAACUUUAUUGCCCCGCGGGAUGGUGCCAAGUUGUCAAUGGAGAUUACGCAUGCCAUUACACGAGAAACGGGCUUCCAAGCAUUGAUGAAGGUCCGCUGCUCAAAUGGGCUGCAAGUGUCAGCGUACCACGGCAACUUUGUUCAGCACACCUUUGGUGCCGACUUGGAAAUCGGCGUCAUCGAUGCAGACAAGGCGUUGGGCGUGUCAUUUAGCUACGACGGCAAACUGGAUCCGAAGCUGGACGCCCACUUCCAGACCGCUCUCCUCUACACAGCAGCUUCCGGGCAGCGACGUGUGCGGUGCUCCAACGUUAUUGCUAGCGUCAGCGAUACCUCUAAAGAGUCCAGCACCAAGGAGCAGGCCAUUCGACAGUGCUUGAAGUUUGUCGACCAAGAUGCCGUUGUUGGGAUUCUGGCAAAGGAAGCCGGCACCAAACUGGCAACUACAUCGAGCAAUCUCCUCGACGUCCGGAACUGGCUGACAGAGCGAACAAUCGACAUCAUGGCCAAUUACAAGAAGCAUUCAGCCAACCAGUUUCCGCCGAGCCAGCUUGUUAUGCCCGAAAGGCUCAAGGAAUUUUGCAUGUAUAUGCUGGGCCUCUUGAAGUGCCGGGCUUUCAAGGGCGGUAUCGAGAAUUCGGAUCGGAGAGUUCAUGAUAUGCGCAUGGUUCGAAGCAUGGGCCCAUUGGAGCUUGAUCUGUAUCUCUAUCCCAGGAUGAUUGCCAUUCACAAUCUCCAACCCGAAGAAGGUUUUGCCGACCCCGAAACUGGCCACCUCAAGAUGCCUCCCACGGUCCGAACGUCAUUCUCACGCGUUGAGGAGGGCGGUGUCUAUCUGGUGGAUAACGGACAGCAGUGCUUGCUCUGGUUCCACGCCCACACAUCGCCAAACUUGAUCACCGACCUCUUUGGUGAGGGCCACGACACGCUCAAGGGCUUAGACCCCUACACGUCGUCACUGCCUGUGCUGGAAACCCAUCUCAGCGCCCAGGUCCGCAACAUUAUUGAGUUCCUAAAGAGCAUGAGGGGAUCAAAGGGUAUGACAAUACAGUUGGCACGCCAAGGAAUUGACGGCGCUGAGUAUGAGUUUGCACGCAUGUUGGUGGAGGAUCGAAACAAUGAGGCGAAGAGCUAUGUCGACUGGCUUGUUCACAUUCACCGGGGAGUCCAGCUCGAGUUGAGCGGACAGCGUAAGAAAGAAGGUGAUGGAGAGGCGACCGCCGUCAUGGCCAACUUUGCGGGACUGAGGCCGGCCUAUUGGUAGAAGCAGUAGGCACUGAGGCCAUGAUCUUUUUAUCGAGCUGUCAUACCAAGCAAGAUAUGCGCUCGUUCCCUCUUCCUCGCUCCAACAGGGUGGGAGAGUCGGUUGGUACAGUAGCUAGCACGGAGAUGCCACUAUAUGCAAGGCGCACGCUUUUGGGUAACAUUGCUACGCAAGAAAGGAAAAAAAAAACAGCGCCGGCACAACGGGUCAUUUGCUAAUUGUCCGAAUCGAGCAUUACAAAAUGAUAUGGAAAUAGAAAACAUAUGUUGAAAACUGCAACACAGUUGUGUAUGUAUGAAUAAGUCAUUAUUUUUUGCGGAU
Trichoderma virens Gv29-8 is the source of this 3447-nucleotide messenger RNA. RefSeq names its product COPII component protein. The transcript is spliced from 3 exons. Lineage: Eukaryota; Fungi; Ascomycota; Sordariomycetes; Hypocreales; Hypocreaceae. The record is from RefSeq and is a predicted model, not a curated record. Gene Ontology annotation, cellular component: endoplasmic reticulum exit site; COPII vesicle coat. Gene Ontology annotation, biological process: endoplasmic reticulum to Golgi vesicle-mediated transport; COPII-coated vesicle cargo loading; intracellular protein transport. Gene Ontology annotation, molecular function: SNARE binding; zinc ion binding. Bases 1 to 3126 code for a protein of 1041 amino acids.